Fundulus heteroclitus (mummichog) is the source of this 2718-nucleotide messenger RNA. It is a transcript of the gene tfpia, whose product is annotated as tissue factor pathway inhibitor a. Gene Ontology annotation, cellular component: extracellular region. Gene Ontology annotation, biological process: negative regulation of peptidase activity. NCBI's taxonomy places the organism in Eukaryota, Metazoa, Chordata, Actinopteri, Cyprinodontiformes, Fundulidae. The transcript is spliced from 7 exons. Gene Ontology annotation, molecular function: serine-type endopeptidase inhibitor activity. The record is from RefSeq and is a predicted model, not a curated record. Bases 35 to 904 code for a protein of 289 amino acids.
UUGCAGGUUUCCUGCUAACUUUCCAGUCGCCUGGAUGAACAGCGGCAGCAGCAACAUGCCUGCGUCUCCCUCCUGGAUCCUGUGCGCCGUCUGGCUCUCCUGCCUCCUCAGCUCAGCCUCCUGCAGACGAGACAGAGGGCAUUCUGAUCCGAUCAUCUUCGAUGAGCUCUGCGCCCUGAAAGAUGAGCCCGGGCCAUGCAAAGCCAUCAAGGACCGAUACUUCUUCGACGUUAGGUCAGGAAGCUGCGAGCUGUUUGAGUACGGAGGCUGCGGAGGGAACGCCAACAACUUCGAGACAGUUGAGGAAUGUGAGGAGGCGUGCGUCGUCUCAGACGAAAAGAACCCUUGUCAUUUACCGGAGGCUCCGGGUCCCUGUCGAGGUCUGUUGAAACGCUUCUUCUUUGACGGCGAGACGCAGCAGUGCAAGCAUUUCUUUUACGGCGGCUGCUUCGGCAAUGCCAACAACUUCAGGAGCAUGGCUGAGUGCCAGAGGAGAUGUCAGAGCCCAGAAGUACCAACAGCUGCUUCAGAAGUCCAUGUGACGUCUGCGAGUAAACCAGACGGGGAUCUUCCAACCAUCAGAACAGAAGAGCUGAUUGUGAGCGAACCCCAGGUCCAGCCAAAUGUUUCCAAUCCAUCAGCAAAUGGCUUCAGCACCUCAGAGAUCUGCUUCAGUCCCAUCGAGAGCGGAACGUGCAGCGGCGCUCUCAAGAGGUACGCCUACAACCCAAAAAUCAGGAGGUGCCAGAUGUUUACCUACAGCGGCUGUGGAGGAAACCAGAACAACUUUGAGCUCCGCAAACAUUGCUACCACAAGUGCAUCAGAAGCAAAAAGGGUGACAGGAAGAAGAUGAUCCCAAUAAGGAAGAAAAACAUUGACAGAAUUCUGAACCGCUCAGUCUGAGCACUCUGCCCUGCAGAGCUCCAGCAGGGGGCAGCAUUGUAAUUAUCUCUGUAUUAUAGUUUUAGCUCCAUCUGUUUUCUUUUGAAAUGUUAACAGCUUAUCGAGUCUUUGUCACUCAGGUUUUCUUCUGAAAAUCUCAGAUUUUAAUAGGAUUUAAUUUGAAAUCACACACAGUGAGUUGUGUCUUUAUACCAGUUACUGUUUUCUUUUUUUCUGAUAUUGAUUGCUUUUUUUUUUUACUCUGCAACAGGAUGCAGAGUGAAACAGAAUGACUUUAAAGAUACAGCUUUACGUUAGGCCUGUCUGACCGGGUUCAAGCUUUGGACUGGAAACAAUUAAAAGAGCCAGGACUGCUGGUGCAGAUUACAGCAGUCCGAAGAAAUAAAACCUUUACACAAGAAUGGACUGCUUUUAGAAGAGAAAUAGAAAUAUGCACACAAGACAGAAGUCUUAUGCUGCGUUCAGAGCAAAUGCUUUUUGAGCAUCAAGUUUACAUCCAAAGUCAACGGUGGACGCUCCUCAAGGGGCUUUCAGACAUCUUGCGCUGCUCGUUUUUAAGCUUUCAGCACGUUUUGCCUGUUUGGCUUGAUGCACGUUAAGCGCCGCUAGAGCGUCCGACGCAAGAGUUGGAAAAUCUGAACUUUCAACCAAUCAGAGAGACUGCUAUGUGACGUAGUGGGAGAUUCCCCAAAAGGAAAAAUAUUUUUAUUUCUUAUCCUUGAUAAAUGUUAACAUCAAGCCUCCUGAAUGAUGUCCACUAACCUGAGACAGAUGGAGGGAUGCCUGUAGUUGUCCUGGCGAGAGACAACCGAUGCCAGCCAGCAGGUUGUCUAACUGGGCUGGGUGAGGCGUAAAAAGCGCUGAAUCGACCCUCGUUAGCGUGCAGCUCCUGCAGUAGGAAACUCACCAAACUCACAACGUCUCUGAAUUAUUUCUAAUUUCAGACACGGUGCAGAUUAUUUUAUAUGAUUCAGUUAGUAAAGCCAAGCCACUCUUGAUUUCAUCCACAAUUUUCCAAAGUGUCCAGCAGAGGAAAACAACAGGAGCGUUGAGGCUCUAGACAGCGUGUCAGACUUUUAUGUGCACAAGCGUCCAAGUUGAGGCGUUUUAGACGUUUUAGACACAUUUUAGAUGCUGAAAAGGCGUUUGGUCUGAACGCAGCAUCACUUCUUUGUAACCUUGAGCUCCUUUUGACCAUGAAAUCACUUCUUGCUUCUGGUUUCAGGCUUUCUUUAUUUUUGCUUAUUUUAACACAACUGAAACAGCUUUAAGGAACAAUUUAGUUUGGGUUCUGAUCGGAUUCACAUUAUGUCUGUACGAUAAUAAUUGAAAACACUUCAGCUCAUUUAAAAAGGUUUUAUUACUAUAUGGGGGAAAAAACUAAAUAGUGUCAUGAUUUUUUAAGAUGAAGAAGAAAAGGCCUGAUCUGAAGUUAUUCACCAAGCAAACAUCUAAGACGGAAGAAAACAACAACCUAAAAAUCUAUUCAGAAAAAAAAUUAAAUAGGGAUUUGGGAUUUUUUUGUCUUGAUUUUAAGUCUGUAUACAAAUAUUCCAGUGCUUUGCCUUUAGAGAGUCUGAAUUAUUCAUAUUAUUUUUGUUUCUGUGUGUUUUAACUGCACGUUUUUUGUUUUUUUGUAUUCUCGCCACAGUUUGGUACAAAGCUUUAAAGCUGCAGCAGAUGUUUGUUCAGUGAUUUUGUUUAAAUAUUCUUCUCUGAUUCAUAUUUACUGUCUGCGGAUAUCAGCCGCUGAUUGAUGUUUUGUUAAAUGACUUCAUUUACUGAUCGAAAUAAACCAAAAAAAUCUUUUCAAA